AUGUCGACAUUGCUGUUGUGGCUGGUGACGGCUUUGGUGGCGUUAGUUCAAGCGACUGCUGCUCCACUCCAGGUUCUCGAGAAUGGGACGACGUAUUGGCCCUCUCUUCGUUUUCACUUCACAGUCAAGCGUAGCUCCAUGAAGGUCCACGGUAAGGCAGAAUUUACCGUUCUCGCGAACCCUGUUGUCCUUCACGACGACACCACCAGCGUGCUCUAUGAUACUGUUGCAACCUUCACGGAAGACUCGACAAUCUUCAACUAUACUAUGGUUAAUGGCGUCUCCUACCUUACGCGAAGUUAUAUUGACGAUAGCAACGCCACUUCCGUACAAUGCUAUGAAUCAGGCAUCUUACCGUCAAUAAACUCCAUCAUUGCUGGACUGACUGAAGCUUCACCUGUAUCCAGUAUAUCGACGAGUUUUGGCAGUUUUGUCGAAUGUUCCAGUAAGGAUCAAUUCGAGGUUUCAGUCAAUGGUGUCCCUUUUGGACUGUGCUACGAGGGCUAUUCCGGGUUUACGAUGUACGGCGCCGAUAUGGACAUUAACGUGGAAUACUUGAGUAGCAGUGACGAGAUUCAUACUCCAGUUCUUGACGAGAAUUCUGUCAAAUGUGAUGCAUUGGCAACGUCAUACUCUGUGACUUCAUUGGGAAAGUCACUACUGACAGGUCAGCCGAUUCCUAUUGAAAGUGCGAGAAUGUUGAAGGCAGAGUUCGGUUUUUCGUUGGAUACCUCUCCAUGCUCAUGCAAGUCGACACCUCGUCCGUGUAUUUUCAUUCACGGCCAAGGUAUUAAACAGGAGAUGGCAGAAAACCAGGACUCGUUCCCGACGAGAUACUGGGGGAAUAUGACGGAUCACGCGCCGUGCUGCACGACGAUAAAAUUCGCUGUGCUCAACACAGUGAACAACUCGUGGACUGACGAUAUUCAACAGCAGAAGGUGUGCGAUCGAGCUCUCGCAGUUAGUGACACGAGUAUCAAAUCGAGAAUUUCCGACACCAUCAUUAUUACGCACUCAAUGGGAGCUCUGAUGCUCGGCGGCGCAAUCGCGUCGGGAAAGUGUAGUCUUACCCCAAGCACUACAUGGAUCAGUACUGGUGCUCCAAUGAGAGGAAGUAUGGGCUCGGAUUAUCUUCAAGGUUCUUGCGAAGGCGAAACCAAUCGGGUUAUGGAGAAGGUGGCAAAUAUCACUGGACGAUGUCCCGUCAGCACUGCGAUCCGUUCUCUCGCGUACGAGGACGGUGACUAUGCAUCGGUAAAGUUAAACAGAGCGUACAAGGAGGCACAGGAGGUUUAUCGGACUCAUGUAAAAGCAGCAAUGUGCAGCUACAAGCACAGUGGAUUGAUCUCUAACUACCAGUGGCAAUUCUGGCUGCUAGGCAAGGUGGUUCCUCACAAAUCUCCUCAAAACGAUGGCAUGGUGGAGUUCCACAGUUGCGCUGGAGGCUUUCCGGAAUCCAAGUUUGGGAACAAUUAUCGAGACCAAUUCUACGUGACGAAACUCAACCAUUUCGACGUGGCAUUUCAGAGCGGCGAUGCACUUUUGGAUGAAGCGAAGAUGCCAAUGAAAUGGUUCGAAUGUCUUCUGUAG
Phytophthora nicotianae INRA-310 is the source of this 1590-nucleotide messenger RNA. RefSeq lists its product as hypothetical. The transcript has a single exon. The coding region runs from base 1 to 1590 and encodes 529 amino acids. The record is from RefSeq and is a predicted model, not a curated record. NCBI's taxonomy places the organism in Eukaryota, Oomycota, Peronosporomycetes, Peronosporales, Peronosporaceae.